Molecule: messenger RNA, 3761 nt
Organism: Indicator indicator
Lineage: Eukaryota; Metazoa; Chordata; Aves; Piciformes; Indicatoridae
Gene: ULK1
Product: unc-51 like autophagy activating kinase 1
Exons: 28
Coding region: 1-3147 (1048 amino acids)
Biological process (GO): positive regulation of autophagy; axon extension; peptidyl-serine phosphorylation
Cellular component (GO): autophagosome; cytoplasm
Molecular function (GO): ATP binding; protein serine/threonine kinase activity
Source: RefSeq, a predicted model, not a curated record
AUGGAGACGGUGGGAAAGUUUGAGUUCAGCAGGAAGGACCUGAUCGGGCACGGAGCCUUCGCCGUCGUCUUCAAAGGCAGGCAUAAAGAGAAACCUGAGCUGGAAGUAGCUGUGAAAUGCAUUAACAAGAAGAACCUAGCAAAAUCUCAAACUCUACUGGGCAAGGAAAUAAAAAUACUGAAGGAACUGAAACAUGAAAACAUCGUUGCCUUGUAUGAUUUCCAGGAACUGGCAAACUCUGUCUACUUGGUUAUGGAGUACUGUAAUGGUGGUGACCUGGCAGACUAUCUUCACACCAUGCGGACACUCAGUGAAGACACCAUCAGGCUCUUCCUCCAGCAGAUAGCAGGUGCCAUGAAAAUGCUGCACAGCAAAGGCAUCAUCCAUCGGGACCUGAAGCCACAGAAUAUUCUCCUUUCCUACGCUGGAGGCAGGAAAUCAAAUCCCAACAGCAUUCGCAUCAAGAUUGCUGACUUUGGGUUUGCCCGGUACCUGCAGAACAACAUGAUGGCAGCAACCCUGUGUGGUUCACCAAUGUACAUGGCACCAGAAGUCAUUAUGUCUCAACACUACGAUGCCAAAGCUGACCUCUGGAGUAUAGGAACCAUCAUUUAUCAGUGUCUAACAGGCAAAGCUCCUUUUCAGGCCAGCAGCCCACAGGAUCUUCGCCUCUUCUAUGAGAAAAACAAGAUGCUGAUGCCCAACAUCCCCAGGGAGACCUCGAGCCACCUGAGGCAGCUGCUGCUGGGCCUUCUGCAGCGCAACCAUAAGGACCGCAUGGACUUUGAUGAAUUUUUCCAUCACCCGUUCUUGGAUGCAAGUGCCUCUAUGAAAAAAUCUGCUUCUGUGCCAAUGCCUUCUUAUCCCAGUUCAGGCUCUGGUAGCUCCUCCAGCAGCUCCUCUACUUCCCACCUGGCAUCACCUCCUUCCCUUGGAGAGAUGCAGCAGCAGCUGCAGGAGAAGACACUGGCAUCUCCUACCCAGGAUUCUCCUGGCUUUCUGCAUGGAUCUAAGGACUCUGCUGGAAGCAGCAGUAAGAAUUCAUCUUGUGACACCGAUGACUUCGUUAUGGUCCCAGCACAGUUCCCAAGUGAUUUAACUGCUGAAGCUGCAGGAGGGAAACCCAUCCAAGACAGCCUGAUGUACAGCGGGAGUUCUUUGGUGACUUCAGCAGGCUUGGAAAGUCAGGGAAGGACAUCAUCUCCUUCACCCCCAUACAGCAGCUCUCCUAGCCCAUCCAGCCGGCCAGGGCAGUUUUCCAGCAGCAAGUACGGAUACUCCGUGCCCAUUCCGGUCCCGACGCAGAUCCACAACUACCGGCGGAUCGAGCAGAACCUGCAGUCUCCCAAUCAGUGCAGCUCCCCGCGGUCUGGUACGGUCAGGAGGUCUAGCAGUACAAGUCCUCUUGGUUUUCCUAAAACUGGUGCUUCCCCUCCUUACCCUGGAGAGCAUGGAUCUGUGCCCAGCUCUAGAAAGCUCUCCUAUGGUGGUGCCAAGCCGUUCAUGCCAUCACCACAAGUUGGAACAAUCCCAGAGCAGCCCAGCCAGAAUGUUGUCCCAUCUUCUCUUGGAGCAGAAGUGAGAAGCCGGAUACCUGUCACGGGUUCCUCAGCACCUGAACAGUCUCCUCGAGGGAUGGGCUCCCGGCUCCACAGUGCUCCCAACCUGUCGGAUUUGCAUUCCUGCAGGCAGAAGAUAACCAAACAGCAUUCUGAUCCUCUUGUUGCUCACUUUGGUCACAGCUCAGCCAGCCAGCCUCUGCAGAUUCAUGGCUUGCAGCACUGCCGGCAGCUCAGAUCCUCACCAAAGCUGUCUGAGUUCAUGCAGAGAAGCCCUUUGCCAACUAUCAUGGGCUCCCCUACAAAGGCCGUGUCCCCAUUUGAGUUUCCCAAAACCCCAGGUUCCCAGAAUCUCCUCACCCUCUUGGCCCAUCAGGGGGUUAUGAUGACUCCGACACGGAACAAGACCUUGCCAGAUCUGAAGGAGAUGGGGCAUUUCCACUGCCAGCAAACUGGCUUGGGAUUGAGGCCAGUGGAAGAGAUCAAGGGCAGAUCUCUGAGCACAGGCAGGCUCACUGACCUGCUCUUGAAGGCAGCCUUUGGGGCACAGAUCUCAGAAGCCGGCAGCAGCGACAGCCUGAACAACGAGAAGCCGAUGGAGAUUGCAGCUCCCUCAGGUGCUUACGGAGGGACCCUGCACUCUGGUGCCCGGGCUGGGGGCUCUGCCAGCCCGACCCCAGUGAUUUUCACUGUCGGAUCCCCUCCCAGUGGAACAACCCCCCCACAGACCACGAGGACCAGGAUGUUUUCAGUGGGGUCUUCCAGCUCUCUCAGUUCUGGAGGCUCAUUCACCGGCAGGCACUUGGCAGUGGGAACUGGUGGGGAUGCCGUGGAAGGGCCCUCAAGUCUCCGGUACACUUUUGCUGAUGCCAUCACUGCCAACCUGGAAGGUGCUGUCACGUUUGAGGCCCCAGAGCUGCCCGAGGAGACGCUGAUGGAGCAAGAGCACACUGACAUCCUGCGCAGCCUCCGCUUCACCCUGGCCUUUGUCCACUACGUGAUGGAAAUCGCCGCCCUGAAGGGCAGCUCCAGCGAGAUGAGCAGCUCGGUGACAGCUGAGUACCAGCUGCAGGAGAGUGUGGUGGCUGACCAGAUCAGCCUCCUCAGCAGGGAGUGGAGCUACGCAGAGCAGCUCGUGCUGUACUUGAAGGUAGCAGAGCUUCUGUCCUCGGGGCUGCAGAUGGCCAUAGAGCAGAUCAAAGCUGGCAAGCUGUGCCUCUCCUCCACCGUCAAGCAAGUUGUGAAGAAGCUGAAUGAGCUUUAUAAAUCCAGUGUAUCAUCCUGCCACUGCCUCAACAUGAGACUCCAGAGGUUCUUCUUGGACAAGCAGAAACUCAUGGAUCGGAUCAACAGCAUCACGGCAGAGAAGCUCAUCUUCAGCUAUGCUGUGCAAAUGGUUCAGUCUGCAGCCCUGGAUGAGAUGUUCCACCACAGAGAGGACUGUGCACAGAGGUACCACAAGGCUCUGCUGCUGAUGGAGGGGCUGCUGAACAUCAUCACUGAACAGGGAGACAUAGAAAACAUCAAUAAAUGUAAACUGUGCAUCGAGCGCAGGCUGUCGGCUCUGCUGUCAGGGUUCUGUGCCUGAUUUCAGUGGUGUUCUUCACGUGUCCCUCCAGCUCAUCACUUGCUUUCCCAUGGCCUGCUGCUGCUGUGCUGGGAAACCAUUUUGGUAGUAGGAGACCUGGAGGACGAACUGCUCCAUGUUUUGUACUUUGACCUUUUGGGAAGCCGUUCCGCAGACUGGGAUUCCUUGGCGGGGAUGUGACACUGCAGCAAGCACAGAUGCUCCCCGGCCCAAAGGCCCGGGCAAAGAUGUCACCCAUGUGGAAAGGUUUCCCUCCCUGGCAGAGGGGAGGAAGGAUAGAAGUCUGCUUCUUCCCAGCACUUUGAAGGAUAAGACUGCUGCCUGUCCCUCUUGCUUAAGAACAGGGUAUUCCAGUGCUGUGUCCAUUGCAGGCAAUGGAUGUGCAGAAACUGCUGGCUUCAGUUAACGUUGGAGGGUGUCAUUCAGAAUUCAAGGCCAGUUUGUGUUCUUUCUCCUGUCCCAGCUGAGAGCCAGGCAUCUGCAAGCUUCCUGGUGCCCUGAAGCUCCCCUCCUUCCUCUCCUUCAUCCCUCUUCAGACGCGUUUAUGCCUUGGAGUGCUUACUGAAUGGCAGAGAGGAGGGAGUCGGCUCCCUUUUGCCUGAGCGUUGCUGAAG